AUGUCCGAGGCGUCAGGCAACCUCAAUAGCCUACGCAUGGCGAACGUGGCCCUGCGAGAAGAAUUAAAUGCCCUUCGCGGGGAGAAUGCCAAUUUGGGCCUUCAGCUCGGAAGAGCCCUGGCCGAGGUGAAUUCCUUGCGGGGCAAUGUGUCCAGCUUCAUCCGCUGGCCGGUGCCCGUCCUUGCGGAGGAGAACUUGGAGUUCCCGCUCAGCGAGAUAGACGCCGUGCCCGAGGGCGAGCUGCCCUUCACGCGCUGGCCUCCCCCACGCACGGGGCCCGAGUGCGCCUCGGACGAGGUGCCGGCCAACGCCACCCAGGACUGCGGCACCUCGGAGGGCCAGGGCGACCCUCCCCCGCAGCCCAGCCCGCCCCCGCAGCCGGUGCCCCCGGCCGCCUCCAAGGAGCUGCCCGCGCAGCCCCCGGUGCCGCCUCCGGAGCGGCCCGAGCUCGAGCCCUUUGCAGGCGACCCGGUCUACCUGCCUGAGUUCCUGAUGCGGCUAGAGACCUUCAUAGCCGACCACGAGGACCACUUCCCCGGGGGUGCCGAGCGGGUGGCCUUCCUGGUCUCCUUUUUCACGGGCGAUGCCAAGGACUGGGCUGUGUCAGUCACCCAGGAAGGAAGCCCCCUGCAUGCCAACUUCCCGCGCUUCCUGGAUGAGAUCCGUAAGAAAUUCUGUGGUCCCAUCCCCCCGAGCGUGGCGAAAAAGGCCAUCCGCAAGCUCAAGCAGGGAGACUGUACCCUCGGCAGCUAUGCAGAUGCCUUCCAGUUCCUGGCCCAGUUCUUGUCCUGGGAUGACUGCCGCCUCCAGAACCAGUUCCUCAAAGGCCUGUCCGAGUUCUUCCGCAAGGAGCUCCUAUGGUCAACUGAAAUGGCUGACCUGGACGAGCUGAUACUUGAAUGUGUGGAGAUAGAAAGAAAAGUGCGCGUCCCCAAGCCGAUCCCGCUCCCCGGGGUGCGCAAUGUCUUCUUCCCUUUCGCUGCAGACCCCAAUGUCGAGGGCAGCGGAGAGGAAGAGCGCUACAGUGAGGAUGAAGACGCAGAGGUGCGCAGGCGCAGGCUUCAGGACAAGGACCAGCGGAGGCGUGUGAGGGCUCUUCAGCAGGAGAUGAGGGAGCAGGAGGAGAAGAGGAAGAAGGAGGAAGAGAUGAGGAAGGAGGAGGAGAUGAGACAGAAACAGGAGGAUGACGACGACGAUGAGGAUGAGAUCGUGGUGGUGGACGACGUGGACGAGGAAGAGGAGAUGAGGAAGAAGAGGGAGGAUGAAGAGAAGGGCCAGGAGACAGGCCAGGAGCCAGAGCAGGAGCCAGAACCAGAAGAAGAGACGGAGGAUGAGGCCCAGGAUGACGACCUGGAUGAUGUGAUGGACGUGGAGCCGACCUUUGCCAACGCUUCAUCCCAGACUACGGGCUACUAUCACGAGAAUUUCCUCGAUACGGCGCCUCCCAUAACACAGCCCAGCAGACGGAGGAACCAGAAUCGAGUCCCGCUGCUGGAGGGCCUUCCGGGCACCAAUUCGCCCUUCCACAGCUCACCGCCCCUGAUUCGCCGGGCGGGUCGCUUGGGGCAACGCCAAACGCGAAGACGCCCCCCCGUGCUAUUCCGCCUCACUCCGAGACAGGGGGGCCACCGGGCUGCACGUGGCCGAAUUCGCGUGUGAGUGCUAGGGCCAGAUGGCCACACAGAACACACCCUUCUACUGCGUCCCUUGCCCCUGCUAUUGCUGCCACACCUGCCCCAUUUUUCUGACCGGAACUUAAGGGACUUCCAGACCUGAAGAACCUGAAAAAGCCCUGUAGAACUUCAGCCCAUCUUGCAGCCAAGACCGCGCAGGAAAGGAGGGGCCACCAAUAGCUGUGCUCUUGACUGUGCACUCUGCUUAGUCCUGCCACAGCUAGCCAGCAGGUUUCUGGGCCUGUUCCCGUCAAUGAACUGGUCACCCCCUCGUAUUUCCCCUCUAGUCGUGCCUAACCCUGUGAUUAUGGUUUUAUCAACACUGACUGGCUCGCCAGGCCUUCACCCAAUGCCUCACUGAUCUGCCCCAAAGAGCGGAAGGACAGGCUACACUGAACUCCUAAUGCCACCGAGGCCACUCACUGCAUAUAAUCGACAGCAGGAUGAGAUCAAGAAAUGUGCCUAGAAGCCCACACUGGCUUCGGUCUCCAGCAGAAGGGUCCCGAAGAGGACCCUCCAUCUAGCCCAGUGAAGGUGGGCAAAGCCAACAUGUCAAAAGGACAUUUCACUGAGGUUUGUCCUUCCCACAAACUACUGUAUCAGGGUCCCUAGAUCAGCUCGCCAAAAUGGGGCCUUUCCCUUGAUGUUGCCUGGAAGAUGAGGGAGUAGGAGGUGGUCUCCUCCCCGGGCCAGUUCUUGGACUGCAGCCCCAGCCAAAGAUCUUUGUGGGAGACUUGCCAUCCUUGGGGGGUUCACAGGAGGCGUGUCGGGCCUUUCCUUCCUGGACCACCAAGGCCUGCUCUUUCACUUCAAUGUGAGGGAUUCCUUAGUUCUCGGAAGAGAGAGGAACUUUCUGUCUACAGAGACUGUGGCCUUGCAGCCAGGCCGUCCUCGCGUCUCUCACAUGGAGGCCUGACACUGGGCUUCAAUUAGAUGGUAAGGCUGGAGAGGGUGACUGCCUCCUAGUAACUCUUGGGACUUCUGGGUACACACCUAGGGACCCUCAUAAAGAGUCCUGCUGCUUGCCGUGGGUCCAAAAGACGCUGCUUCUGCAGUGGAAAGGACACACUGUGUCACUGGCCUCAGAAUGGCAGCCGGAUCCACCGCUGGCCUGAACUGCCCUAGACACUGAGCUCCCCGCACCGUGCCUGGCAGCUGGGUGGGUGCGGCCCAGGUGUCUGCAGCCAGAGGGAAGAAAGCCGAGGAACUCAAGCCUCUGUCCCUCACCGGCGUCUGGCUGAUCCCCCGCCCAGCCUUAGGAGUUUGAGCCUGGAAGCCAGAGGAAGGAGCUGGAGGAAGAGGAGUCACAAAGAAACCCAGUCUGCUGGCUGGUUGCUGGUGAGGUCUUGAUUCAUCAGCAGGAGCUAUUUCCUCAGGAGAGAGACCCAGAAGGGGAACUGCUGUUCUUCAAGGCCGCGGAUCCUGUUUGCUGAUGGUCAACACACUGGCCCUGCUGCCCAUGUCCC
Molecule: messenger RNA, 3139 nt
Organism: Molossus molossus (Pallas's mastiff bat)
Lineage: Eukaryota; Metazoa; Chordata; Mammalia; Chiroptera; Molossidae
Gene: RTL5
Product: retrotransposon Gag like 5
Exons: 2
Coding region: 1-1659 (552 amino acids)
Source: RefSeq, a predicted model, not a curated record